Messenger RNA from Emiliania huxleyi CCMP1516, 1445 nucleotides. It is a transcript of the gene GPA, whose product is annotated as polysacharide-associated, calcium-binding protein. NCBI's taxonomy places the organism in Eukaryota, Haptophyta, Isochrysidales, Noelaerhabdaceae. Bases 29 to 1126 code for a protein of 365 amino acids. The record is from RefSeq and is a predicted model, not a curated record. The transcript has 2 exons.
AGAGGCGGCUCUCGCUCUCUCCGAAGCCAUGGGUGUUUGCUCCUCCACUCCGAAAGACCAGCCGGUCGCCGAGCCCACGUACGACCCUGCGCCCGCUCCUGCGCCCGAGGUGCCCGAGGUGCCCGAGGUGCCCGAGGGGGCGGUCGACACCGCGAUCGACAAGCUCGAGACCAAGGUCGGCAGCGACCUCGACGGCGACGGCGAAGUGGCUGGCGCUCCCGUCGAGGAGGUGCCUGCCGACGCACCUGCCGAGGCGGCCGACGCAGUCGAGCCGGCCGAGGACAAGAACAUUCUCCAAAAGGCGGCCGACUACGUCAAGUCCUUCUCGGGUCGCGUGGAGCCCGAGCCGGCCGCCAAAGAGCCCGCCGUCGAGCCCGAGGCAGCGCCGGAGGGCGGCUACGAGGCGCCGAAGGAGGAGGCGUCGGCCGAGGAGGCGCCGGCCGAGGAGGCGCCGGAGCCCGAGCCGGAGACCGCCUCGUUCCUCGACAAGGUGAAGAGCUACCUCUCGCCUCGGCCCGAGGUGCCCGAGGGGGCCGUCGACACCGCGAUCGACAAGCUCGAGACCAAGGUUGGCAGCGACCUCGAUGGCGACGGCGAAGUGGCUGGCGUUCCCGUCGAGGCGGCUGCGGAGGAGGUGGAGGCGGCGACCGAGGCGGCCGAGGUGGAGGCGGCGACCGAGGUGCCGGUGGAGGCCGCCGCCGAGGCGGUGGAGGCUGCGGUGGAGGCUGCGCCGGCGGUGCCGGAGAAGAAGGAGUCGUACCUCGGAAAGGUGGCCUCGAUCCUCUCUCCGCGCAAGAAGGCGGCCUCCGACGCUUCGGCCGCCGAUGCGCCCGCAGCUGACGACGCGGCGGAGGCAGCGGAGGCGGAACCCGUGGCGGAGGCGGAGGCGGAGGCGGCGCCCGAGGUGGCACCGGAGGCGGAGGAGGAGAAGCCGAGCCUGAUCCAGAAGCUCUCCAAGGCCUUCUCCAGCAUCAUCCCCGCCACGCCGCAGUGCCUUCCCGGCCGGCCCUCGGAGAGCACGCUGAACGCCUCCGAGACGUCCGCCGACGCGCCGUCGGCGGCGGAGGAGGAGGAGGCCGCCCCCGCGUACAAGGCGGAGGCGCCGGCUGAGGAGGUCAAGGCUUAGGGUCCUUGCGCAGGCGCUCUUCGGGCUGGGACAUGCACGUGUCGGCAGGAGAGCGCGUCAGGGGGGGGGCUCAUCUUGCAGCGCUGCGGCCUGGCCGGCAGUCUCUCGACGCUGCCUCGAGGAUGGGAUCGAGGCCUGACGGGUGGGCGGCGAUUUUUAUGCCCGCCCCAGUGCAAAGUCCAAAGACUGGUGCUAGGCCACCAGGGCCGCCGUCCUCGUGUUCACAUGACCGUUUAUUUUUGUCUUUCACUCAGUGAGAGUAAAACACGAGAACACGGCUCGCUCAGCACAGAGCAUAUAUUUUACAUUUUCGAAAUCU